Dermacentor silvarum is the source of this 1774-nucleotide messenger RNA. Its product is annotated as acetylcholinesterase. Gene Ontology annotation, biological process: choline metabolic process; acetylcholine catabolic process. Gene Ontology annotation, cellular component: plasma membrane. The coding region runs from base 74 to 1774 and encodes 566 amino acids. The record is from RefSeq and is a predicted model, not a curated record. The transcript has 3 exons. Gene Ontology annotation, molecular function: acetylcholinesterase activity. Lineage: Eukaryota; Metazoa; Arthropoda; Arachnida; Ixodida; Ixodidae.
CGAUCCGCGCGCUCACGUUCGACGCUCGUGUUACAAGCUGAGAAGACGCACGACCAGCACAGAAUCCGAAGCGAUGCCUUCCAGUGCGCGGCCGUCCCAGGAGAGGAGAGCCGUGGACGACGAAAGGCCCGUCGAGGAGAGUCCCGAGUUCUCCAUCCUCGCUAUCCGAACUCUGUUCGCGGUGGUGUGGAUCGCCAUCACGGCCGUCGUGACCUUCACGACGGAGAAAGACCACAGCGCCCCCGUGUCGUACCCGAACUGUGGGCCGUUGCAGGGUGUCGACGAGGUGUUCGAAGAGCGGAGGCUGCACGUUUACUACGGCGUUCCUUUCAUGCGACCCGCGCUGCUCCACAACCGGUUCGAGAGGCUCUCGAUCCUGCAGCGACCCUGGCCAUUCCUGCUAGACGCCAGGAACCAGCGCAGCUCUUGCCCGCAGCCGUCAAUCAACGUCGGCAAGAUGACCCUGUACAACACGAACAGCACCGAGGACUGCCUUUACCUCAACAUAUACCUACCCGCGCGAAAGGUGUCGGAAAGCAUUCCCAAAUAUCCUAUCAUCGUGUUUAUCUAUGGAGGCGGCUACUACUCAGGCGGCAACUCGUUCCCUUUCUACAGCGGCAAGUACCUGGCCGCGCACGGGAACACCAUGGUCGUGGUACCCAACUACCGCCUGGGAGUGUUCGGCUUCCUGCGGUCGUCCAUUCUCGGCUUAAAGGGAAACCAAGGCCUGCAGGACGUGUACGCGGCAUUGCUCUGGGUCAAAAGCAAUGCUGCCGCCUUCGGCGGCGACGUUCACCGCGUCACGGUCAUGGGCCACCAGGUCGGAGCAGCUAUGAUCGGUCUGCUCCACUCCUUAAACGGAGCCUCUGAGCUCUUUCACCGCGUCGUCAUGAUGAGCGGGUCGCCUUACAUGCGCCACUGGAAGGAAGACGGCAAGGCCAAGGCACGCGAGCAAGAGCAGCUCAUGCAAAAGCUGGGCUGCCGGGUAGACCCAAAGGCUCUCCUCGACUGCCUGCGUAGCACGACGGCCAAAUCCGUGCUCGACUUCGCCACCAAGCUGAAAAACUGGAAGACGAUGUUCAUGCCCAACGAGUACGAGGACAUCCGCGACGACGCCAGCGUCGAUCUGAAAGCCACGGCCGUUUCCAGGGACCUCAUCAUCGGCACGACGAUAAAUGAGGGCUCGUACUACGCCAACCUGUUUCUCGAAAUGUUCUCCAAGUACGACGCCUCCAAGCUCACCCGAGUCGAGGCUAUCAAGUAUCUCCAGAACGUCACCGCGGGUCUGGGCUUCCACGGAUACAAUGACUUGGUCUACUACUACGACCAGAAGUACAAGGACCACAGCGCGGAUAUCUUAUUCGCGAACGCCAUCGGCGACAUAGUGGUCAACUGCCCCAUGAAACAGUUCGCCCAGGACAUGACCAGCGUGAACACCAAGGUGUUCAUGUACGUCUUCAAGCACAAGCCCUCGUACUCGACUAGCCGCCUGGAAGGAGCGGCUCAUCUCGACGACGUCUUUAUUUCGCUUGGCCACGCUCUCAACGCGCCAGCCAUGAACGUGAGCGAGGUUGAGAAGGAGCUGAGCAGGGAAAUGCUCCGGAUGUGGGCCCGCUUCGCUGCAAAUGGGGAUCCCGUCUCGCUGCGCAACGUGACGUGGCCGCAGUUCACGAAGGGCGAAGGAGUCUAUCUCAACAUCGGCCCCGAACCGACGCUGGCCAGCAGGUACAUGGAGGGCGACUGCGACAUGGUGGCGCGUGCUCUCUUCAACUAA